This is a messenger RNA of Drosophila elegans, 2040 nucleotides long. It is a transcript of the gene krz, whose product is annotated as beta-arrestin-1. Gene Ontology annotation, cellular component: cytoplasm. NCBI's taxonomy places the organism in Eukaryota, Metazoa, Arthropoda, Insecta, Diptera, Drosophilidae. Gene Ontology annotation, molecular function: G protein-coupled receptor binding. The record is from RefSeq and is a predicted model, not a curated record. The transcript is spliced from 2 exons. Gene Ontology annotation, biological process: G protein-coupled receptor internalization; signal transduction. The coding region runs from base 187 to 1611 and encodes 474 amino acids.
GACAGUGUUGGUUAUUGGCGGAAUAAGUAUACACAUAAAAAAUUAAAUUGCAGCACAGCACCCACAACGCACACAUAUAUUUACUAAACGGAGUGCGACGUGUGCGAAAAAUAAGGAGAGGUGUGUGUGCGGAAAACCAACAAGCAGGAACACCACCGAAUCAGCAGAAGCAGCACACAACCGCCAAUGAACACACUGGGCGCGAGCACGAACGGAGGAGGUGGAGCACCCGGUAGCAAUGGAUCCAGCACAAAUGUGACAGCUGCCGGGAGCACUGGAGGCGGGGCGGUUGGCGAUGAGGCUGGUGGGGAUGCCAGCUCCCGGCGCCAAGCGACGCGGGUGUUCAAGAAGAGCUCGUCCAACGGCAAGAUCACCGUUUACCUCGGUAAGCGGGACUUCGUGGACCAUGUCACACAUGUGGAUCCCAUUGACGGCGUCGUAUUUAUCGAUCCCGAGUACGUAAAGGAACGCAAGGUGUUUGGCCAGGUCCUAGCCGCCUUUCGUUACGGACGUGAGGACCUGGAUGUCCUGGGACUAACGUUCCGCAAGGACCUGUAUCUGGCGCAUGAGCAAAUCUACCCGCCCAUGCAGUUGGAGCGUCCGAUGACCCGGCUGCAGGAGCGGCUGAUCAAAAAGCUGGGACCCAACGCCCACCCAUUUUACUUCGAGGUGCCGCCCUACUGCCCCGCCUCCGUUUCCCUGCAGCCUGCCCCCGGGGAUGUGGGCAAAUCUUGCGGCGUGGACUACGAGCUUAAGGCCUUUGUGGGUGAGAACGUGGAGGACAAGCCCCACAAGCGGAACUCCGUCCGUCUGACUAUUCGCAAGGUCAUGUACGCCCCCUCUAAAGCCGGAGAGCAGCCAUCGAUCGAAGUUAGCAAGGAGUUUAUGAUGAAGCCGAACAAGAUCCACUUGGAAGCGAGUUUGGACAAGGAGCUGUACCAUCACGGAGAAAAAAUAUCAGUCAAUGUCCAUGUGGCCAACAACUCAAAUCGGACGGUUAAGAAGAUCAAGGUAUGUGUCCGGCAGUUUGCGGAUAUUUGCCUGUUUUCGACGGCCCAAUACAAGUCUGUGGUGGCCGAGAUCGAGUCGGAGGAUGGGUGCCAAGUGGCGCCGGGAUUCACCCUGUCGAAAGUUUUUGAGUUAUGUCCCCUUUUGGCGAAUAAUAAGGAUAAAUGGGGUCUGGCCUUGGAUGGGCAGCUUAAGCAUGAGGAUACCAAUUUAGCGUCCAGUACGCUCAUUACUAAUCCUGCCCAGCGAGAAAGUCUCGGUAUCAUGGUGCAUUACAAGGUAAAGGUAAAAUUGCUGAUUAGUUCGCCGCUGCUAAAUGGUGAUCUCGUGGCUGAGCUGCCGUUCACGCUAAUGCACCCUAAGCCUGAGGAAGAGGAGCCUCCACUAUUGGGGGAGCGAUCGCCGCGGGCAAGUUUGGCCGGCGGUGGUCAACCGCUGGUGAGCUUGGGUGACUGUGGAGAGGCAGAAUCGGCGGCAGGGAGUCAGGAUGUGCCCACCACUACCAAUCUCAUCCAGCUCGACGACGACGAGGCACAGGAUGAUGACAUUAUAUUCGAGGACUUUGCUCGCCUGCGUUUAAAAGGCGCCGAAACAGAGGCCUAAAUGAAAGAGGACCCAUAAUGUUUUCGGAUUCCACUUUUGAUUGUCCAUCUGCAAAAAUAUUCACAUUACAUUUGUAUAAUAUGAAAAGGUAAAACAAAAAUUUGCGCAGCCGCUAAAUGUAAAGUUUUGUACCAAUAGCCAUGGUAAAUAGUUUGUUGUAAGCCAUUUGAUAUGUGUAGGCCAUACGUUCUAGUAUCUAUAGGGUUUAAGCUGAAAGUGUACGAAUUUUAAAAUGUGAAAUUGUUUAACAAAUCAACAAAGCGAAUCUACACAAAACACACAUGCACUUGCAAACACUAAUGCCAUGUUUUCGGCCCUACCUGCAACAGUUGAAAGAAUGCACACAAAUUAUAUUCAUUUUUAUCCAAAAUGUACCCUUUUUUAUUUCAUCUUAUAUUAUUAAAUGCUCAAUUUAAUGUCAUAUAACGA